AUGCACAUCUUUGACCUUCCACUCGAGAUUUUCCACAUGAUUCUGGAGCGGACAUUACCACCGCAUCAUGGAAGCCAUAUCACCCAAAUGCAGCUUGUCAACAAAAUCUUUGCCCGCGAGGUUCUGAUAGUUGUAUUCAUUACUCGCAAGUGGGGGCGCCCUCGCACCUGGGAGCCUCCGGCCUCCAGUUAUCUCUGUUACCGGGCCAUGGCUGAUGACGCGCACGUCUACUACACCAUCCGGACCGUGCGACAAAGCGUCGACUGGAUAGUGGCCCAGCUGUCAGCCGAAGAUCGCCGAGGGGAGAUAUGUCGCGCACUUUCCCGCUCGGCAGCCACCCGACAGCCCCGACCGAGUCCCUUGUUUUGGUCCACUCUAUGGGCCACCGACCGCGACGGUCUAGACGCGUCCUAUUCCGAAAGGAAAACCGGGCACGAUCAACCCAGCAAUGCUCCCACACAUCGCCUCUCUGCUGCAGCGUGUGUAGGCGAUCCAGCCCUCGUGCAGUCACUCCUGGAAGAGGGGGUAGAUGUGAACGCGCAGAGUGAUGUGUUCGACUCGGCUCUUGUCAACGCCGCGCGCUGGGGCCAUUUGCUCCUCGUCCGCCUUCUCAUUGCAAACGGCGCCGACGUGCAUAAAGAUGUGCUUCAUGAUGUUGGAGGAUAUCAGGUAUCAAGAGAAGAGAUAGACGGCGGGUUUUCAGAAGAUGAGAAAGAUUUUGUGGGCUGGUUUAUACGGGCGCCUGCUGUCUGUCACCCACUGCAGGCAGCCGCACUUGGGGGGCAUGAAGAUAUUAUUAAUCUGCUCCUUGAGCCUCACCUCAACCUCUCCAGAUCAUCUUGCACUUUCUUCCACUCCAUCAUAUCCGCCGCGACGGGGGGUAGUGCUAACGUUCUUCGGGUGCUCAUGGCUAGUGCCGACUUUGCUGCCAUUGGCCCGCGCUUCAAGAGACUGGUGCUAGAUCAAGCACUAAAGAAGGCUGCUGGCGGGGGUCAUCUCGACUGCAUGGCAUUGCUAAUAGAUGCCGGUACACCGCUAGGAUACAAUGGCGACUUGGAGGGCCAGAAUCCCCCGCUCUUCUACGCGGCUAAAAAGGGGCAAAACAAGGCCAUUGAGCUGCUGUUGGACCGAGGCGCAAAUGUAAACCUGUCGCGGCUGGCGUGGGAUCACCCUUUAACAGCCGCAGCAACUGCUGGAUAUCCACGGGCCCUGAGCCUCCUUUUGGAUCGUGGCGCAGUGUUCAAUAGCAAUGGAGACUGUUUGGGUGCUAACCUGGUCAAGAGAAGGGUGCAGGCCUGUGCCCUCAAGGUAAUACUUGAGAGAGGGUACCACAAAUCAAACCGAGACUCGGUUCUCCGAUGCCUUCAGAGUGCAAAGAAGAAGAAGCGCUGGGAUCUUGUGGCCUUGUUUCGUGAUUACGGUGUUACUCCUCCCAAACCCAAGAAACUACCUGCCUGA
Aspergillus calidoustus is the source of this 1458-nucleotide messenger RNA. The record is from the annotation of a GenBank genome assembly. NCBI's taxonomy places the organism in Eukaryota, Fungi, Ascomycota, Eurotiomycetes, Eurotiales, Aspergillaceae.